Molecule: messenger RNA, 6915 nt
Organism: Cryptotermes secundus
Lineage: Eukaryota; Metazoa; Arthropoda; Insecta; Blattodea; Kalotermitidae
Gene: Rab6
Product: ras-related protein Rab6
Exons: 7
Coding region: 139-768 (209 amino acids)
Molecular function (GO): GTP binding; GTPase activity
Source: RefSeq, a predicted model, not a curated record
UAGUAACGUGGCGGAUAAGUGUUAGGAGUGGUCUGUCAAUUUCUUCGCGUUUUCAAUUUCUUCGCGUUUAAUGACUUGUGUGAGAUAUUUUUCGUAAGGACUGUAGUGUUAGUUCUCAGUAGUUUUUUAAGCGGCACAAUGUCGUCUUCAGGAGAUUUUGGAAACCCGCUGAGGAAGUUCAAGCUCGUUUUCUUAGGGGAGCAGAGUGUUGGAAAAACAUCUUUAAUUACAAGAUUUAUGUAUGAUAGUUUUGAUAAUACUUAUCAGGCAACCAUAGGAAUAGACUUCUUAUCAAAAACAAUGUACCUUGAAGACAGAACGGUUCGGCUCCAGCUAUGGGACACAGCUGGUCAAGAGAGAUUUCGUAGCCUCAUUCCAUCAUACAUCCGGGACUCUACAGUUGCUGUUGUUGUCUACGACAUUACCAAUGCUAAUUCUUUUCAUCAAACAUCAAAAUGGAUUGAUGAUGUUCGGACAGAGCGUGGAAGUGAUGUUAUUAUAAUGCUAGUUGGCAACAAGACAGAUUUAUCAGAUAAGCGACAAGUAGCAACUGAGGAAGGAGAGCGCAAGGCAAAAGAACUCAAUGUCAUGUUCAUCGAAACCAGUGCCAAGGCUGGCUACAAUGUAAAACAGCUGUUCCGGCGUGUAGCAGCUGCCCUACCUGGUAUGGACUCCACGGAAAACAAGCCUCCAGAAGACAUGCAAGAAGUUGUGUUGAAGGAUACUCCAAAUGAAGUGAAAAAUCAAGAAGGUGGUUGUGCAUGUUGAGUGGUGCCACAGGAUGGAUCUAGGUUAGGUGACAUGAGACUCAGACAUGAAAAGGACAUGAUUUAAAUAUGUGCAUGUAUGUGGAGUUUUGGAGCAUCUGAUUUCAUUACCUGUCAGAUGAUUUGAAUUGAUUCAGGUUGAAAUAACAUGGAGGAACCAAAGCAAUACUUGCUGUCUGAGACCAAGUAAAAAUAGAUUGUACCGUGAUUCACCUUCAGUUGAUUUCCUAUGUCAAAACAGCAUUUAUAUAAACAUCUGUAAGGAUGCAGGUGAUCAGAAUGGCAUGCCGUCUAUAAUAUCAGUAUACUUUUCCCACAGAAGGAUACAAUGUGGAGUAUAUUGGGCACUUGUCUAGAGCCUUGAUCCUGCUUUUUGAGUUGUAGGUAAACUCUUAGCAGGAGAGAUUUGCUCAUUUUUUAACACUGAUUUAAACAUUCUUAUGGACUGCAGUUAAUAAUUAUAAGUGUAUGUUUUGUGAUUGUUGGGUUCCAAGUAAAUUGACAAGAUGCCGUAUUGAUCUUGUGGGUGAACGUUUUUGUUGUAAUAAUAUGGGGAAUAUUUGUAAAAUUCAACAAAAAUCAUUAUGCUCAUAGAUUGCUUGACUUUUUAAUCAUCCUGUUAGGCCAGAAGGGAUAUCCUUUAAAGGUUAUGUUACUUUACUGGACAAAUGUUUCUAAACAUAGGAACAGUAUUUAGGGGAUAGAAAUUAUACCCACAUAUGAUUUCACUCUUUUGUACUGAUAAAAUGUGAUUUCCAAAUUUGGAUGUCAAAAACCAGGACCCUUUGCACCAGUUUUGUGUAGUCCAGUACAAACGUUUUACGUAUAGCAUUUACAUCAAAUGGCCUAUACUAAUAUAUUCUGUAUAUUUCCAUAAAUGGUACUUUAUUAACAUGAUAAAUAUAGGUUAUGAAAUGAAAAAUGGUGUUUUUUGCUUGUCUACUUUUAUACAAAGUAAUUGAGAGAAAUAUCAUUUUGUGAAAGCCUGUAGUUAGGAGUCACAUGCUCAGAUCUCCACUAUAAUGGUUUGUAUUGGUAGUACCAGUUUAAAAGUUCUCUACAGAAUGAACAUUGAUGGAACAGUUUGAUGUAUAAAUUGGAUAGCAACGGUGUUGCAUGGAUUAUUGGUGCUCAUAGAUGGAAUGAAAGGAAACCGGUGUUGAAAGACAUCCUGCUGAAAUUAAAAUUCACAUCUUGUCUGUCUAAAAGCCUAGCUAUUAAAAUUUACAAACCUAUAAUGUUACCUGUUGUGGAUGUGAGAAUGAAUUGCUGGGGAAAAUAUUUUAGAGCAAAGAGAGAGAGGAAGAGCAGAAGUAUAAGAAAACCAUACUGUAAGAGGCUUCAAAAUUUGUACUCUUCACUGAAUAUUAGAGCGGUUCCUUUCGAAAGGAUAACAUGGCCAGAACAUGUAGUAUGCAUCAGGGAGUUAACAGAUACAUACAGAAAACCUGAAGUGAAGAAAUUAUUUGAGAGGCUUGAUUAUUGAAAGGAAGAUGAUGUUACCGUGGUCUUUAUGAAGUAGGGUAUAAGGGGUUGAAAUGGAUUCACUUGGUUCAAGAUAAAGUAAAGUAAAAACAGUAACAAACCUUUAUGUUCAAUAAAUGCUAUGUAAUUUCACCAUCUGAGCAAUCAAUAGCUUCUGAAUAGGUAUUUUGCUAAAUGAGGUAGUUAUAAAAUACAGAUUUAUAUGCAUUUGUUUCUCCAAUCGAAGAGGGAUAACAUUCAGAUUUAGCCGUAUCAUUUUCGUACAUUGUCUCAUGCCUACUUACUGCAGUUGGAGUGGAACCUUCAUUUAAUGUUCCUCAGUAAGGUAUUCUGUCAUCUGACAUUCAGUUUUACUGAACUCAUGUCAGUAAUCUUGACUUGAUUUGAGGUUCUCAUGACAUAUAUGGAGUGAUGGACUUCUGUGUUGUAACACUGUAGUUCAGAAGAAACUAAUGAUUCAAAGGAACAUGUAACCUCCAUCUUCGGGGUCAAAGGAUAAGCCAUGAAAUGAACAAGCCAAAGCAGGCAGAAAGGAGAGCAAAAUGCACCUGGAAAAUCUGGUCUGAUAUGUUGGGCCAGCUGAAGCCUGAAAGGAACAGUGAGCUAGCCAAUGGAAGAGUGAUCACUGUCUGUAAGGGGACUGAGAGGGAGCUAAGGGGAACAAAGAAAAGUUGUGCAUUUGUUUAAGUCCUGAAAAGGGUUAGUUGCAUGCCAAGUGAUGAUAGACAUGGAAAGAAGUUGCAAGUAUGUACAGGGAUGAGAAAAAUGGGGGAGGGGGGGUCCUCCAUCUUCCUUUGGCUAGUCAAGGAGGACUAGGAUUGAAAACACCAGGGGUGUAUGGUAUCACAUUUGAAUGUAGUCAAAUCCACAUAGGACAGGCCGCUCAUUUGACACAAGCGUCAUUGGCAUGUAUGGCUUAAAUGUCCAGGCAGAUGAUCUGUGGUGGAGCACAGCAUCAAAUAUGGGACUCCAGCUCCAGAACAACCAGUAUGAUCUCUACCACAUCUAGGUACAUCAGGGAGACAAUUCAGAUCCAACUCCAUCCCCACAACAUGGACUGAAAGGAUGGCUUCUGUUUAAAUAAGCCAUUGAAACCUCUCAUCUCCCAGAAUGAACAUUUCUUCUUCUUAUUAUUAUUAUUUGGGUAGUUUGGCCCAUACACACUGCUUUUCAUGGCAUGGACGUCUAGUCUUCUGGGUUAUUUCUGCAGCACCUUAUACCUUCUCUUUCCUUGGUCUUUUCCGCUUUCUGUUGCUCUUGUUGUCCCUGGCCAGCCUCACCCAUACACAUACAUAUGACAUUUUUCCACUUCUGUCUUCAUUUGGCAUGCCACCAGCCCUUCUCAGUGAACAGUCAAUGUACCAUUUCCUUUGCUUUCAUUGGCUGUCUCUGAGGCCUCUUAUAGACUGGUCACUCUUCCAUUGGUGCUAUCACAGUUCCUUUCAUACCUGGAGUGGCCUAUAUCAGGCCAGAAUUUCCACAUAUAUUUAGCUGAUUUUUCUGCCUGCUUCUUGCUUGACUUACUCUUACCUCCAAAACAUCAGGCUGUCUCUAGACUGCACAGCAUUUGACAGCCAAGAAUUUCUGUGUUAAAUUUCUUCCAUUUAAGAUUUCCCUAUUUAUUGUUCCAAUCCACUGCUCCCUGAAGAAACCUUAAGUGGGGUACCACUGUAUUAUAUUUGACUUCAUGUGAGAAAAACAUUCAUAACAGAAGGUCUAUCUUCAGAUAAUAGCUUUAUGUUCAAUUUGUAUUGGAGGGGGUUGAAAGCAAAAGUUAUAGGGAAGGUUUAAUUUACAUAAACUUAAAAUCCAUUUCAUAAUUUCAAAAAAAGAGCUCACCUUGGAACAAAUAGGCAAUUGUUUCUCAUGUAGUUCAGUGUGAAAUAAAUACAGGUAAAUUCAUACUUUGUAUUUUCAUGAGCAAAGAUUUGAAGGAAAAUUAUUUUAUACUCAAACUUCAUUCUGCAAUUUUGAUACAAAUCACUGUUGUUAUGUUGGUUGUAAUAGUACAAGGAAGUGCUGAACAUUGGCAUUUGGUACCUCUGUGAUAUGAUUUAUUAUUGUAUAUAUGGGGAUGGAUAGGCAACAUUUCUGUUGUAGGAUUUCAGGUUCUUGCAGCAGUGGUCAUAAAGAUUCUGUCUUCUGGGAUAUAUCACUGUGUGAUCUUAUGAAAGUCAACCCAUGUCUCAGAGGAACAUGGGUUGACUUUCACCAGCAUUAUAGCCCAGAAGAUAUUGAAAUUGACCUUUUUUUAAUUUUUCUUAAUAUGACGCAUUAAUAGUGGUGAGGUUUAUGCUUGCCAGUGUGCCAUUCCACUGGCCUUCUAUAGUCUGUGCUAGCAAGAGGCAGGAAAUAUGAACGUUGUCUCUAAAGUAGUAGUUCCAUCCAACCAAGAUCAGAAUGCAGAAACUGACUUUUAAUUAUUUCCCAGUAAUGUUUCCCUUAUAUGACCAACUUCAUCCCUCUGCACAUCCAAGCCACCAUUAUCCAUUUUCUUCAUUGAACUUCUUGAAAUAUAUUUUUAUUUUGUCAUGAGAUCUGACAGCUUUGUUGGUUGGUAUGUGGCAGUGACAUCUCCUCACUCCACUGUGCUUAGUCACAGUCUCAUAAUAAUAAAAACUUAUGCAAAGACAUUGCAUAUGCUUUCACAUAUACAACUUACCUUCACUGUGUUACCUUUAAAACAAAACUAGUUGUUGCUCAGUAAACCAUAGAUGGCUGCUGAAUGCUGAACAAAAAUUAGUUUUGACCAUAGAGCUAGUGUUCACAAUACUGAUAUAUUGCAUUUUGGCCCAUAAAGCAUGUACAGUUACUAUUCUGAAGAUACCAUGUGUGUAGUUUUAUUUAGGGAGAUAAUCUUUAUAAACUACUGAAAUUUAAUGAGAAUCAUUAGAGCCGAAUUAAAAUAAAGUGACAUAUUUUGUUUUGAGACCCAUCUAAGUGACCAUUAUUUUUGGAGCUAGAAUGUUCAUAUUCACCAGGUACUGAACUAGGAUGGAAAAAUUAUUGAUAUUGAAUGUAAGUCAAAUUUGUCCAGUUGUUAAGAUGCAAAUACAAAGAUACAGAUGGGGACACCAGAAACCAUUUUUUUAUUUGGGGUGUGGGGGCUUAAAAUGCAGAAGGCUCUCAUAUGUCCAUAAGAGGUUUCUGAAAUGAUGCUCUAGAGCACAGUACUAAUAUACUGAAUUUAAAUUCAUUCUCAGGGGUAGUCAGACUAGCAUUUGGACAUAUAUUAUGCAAUUUUAUGUUUGUAACCUAAUGUUGGUCUGUCUGUGUUACAAGUAAUGUUGAAGAACAAACUCAUUUACUUCAGGAUAUGGAUGUUGGAAGUUAUGACACUGACCUGAUGCAACAUGAUGCAUGUUUGUAAUCAUGUACUUGGUUGUUUAAGGCCAAAUCCAUCAUACAGCAUAUGAAAAUUGUGUUUAAUUUAUUCUGCAUUUCAAACUGAGCAUAGUCUAUUACAUUUUGGAUCAGUUCAGUUUCAUAUAUGGAGGGUUGGCAUCCUUCAAACAUUAAUCCAGUAUGCUGACUGCUAAAGGGUCAGCAUUUUCACAUGCCCCAUCUUUGAUUUUAAGUGCACCCCAGCUCACUGAACAUUCUAAAUGGAAAAUUCUCUGAAAUUGAAUUGUUCACAUUUCCAGGCGAGGUAAAGAUUAGGACACGAGGAUUCUGCUCCUGCUGUCUGGCAAUAAUAAACCAGUCAGAGCAGUUGGCAGGUUUUGUUGAGUUUUAAAUGCAUUAUUUGCAUGAUGUAGUGCCAUAGUCGACACCACUAUAAAUUGCAGUCUCAGUGAGCCAAAUGAAAUGUUUUAAAGUCUCGGUAAUGACACUGAAGUCAGUGGAAUUGUGAAACAAUGAUCAGUGAAAUUGCAGUUGACCCAGCUGCAUUAAAUGUUUGAAGCAUUGUGAGAAGAACACAGUUUAAUCAUAGCUCAUGUGAGCAGAAAUGUGUUUUCAUGUUUUUUCAUUCAUCCAGUAAAAAUUACUAUUUUUAAUGUCCAUAGUGUAAAGUCCCCAAGUUUUGAUAGUGUUGUUUGUUAUAUACUAUCUGUUCUGAUGUUACAAAUACAGUUCUGCUACAUCCCGAAGUUAAAGACUAAGCAUCUCAGUUUAUGCAUUGAAACAGACCUAAGUAAUAAUUUGGAAUUAUAUUUGCGUAUGGACUAUUCUUGCACUGAUCAGCAGCAAUACAACUCUGUACUUUGUUGUAGGUCUUUGUUAUGUGUGCUUUUUGUGCAUAUAUCUAUUUUAUGCUCUUUUGAUGAUUGCAUGGUAGCAUGUUCACUGUCCUGAUGAUGACAUGAAGGUAAUCAGGUAUUUAUAGUUGUACGGUAUAGUUUAAUGUUAAAUAGAACAAACUUUUUAAAUUUGCUUUUUGUGGCAGUCAAGAAACGGUGAAGAGUGUAGAAGUGUUAUAUGGAGAAAACUUAGCCAGGUGUGUCAUGCAGUGAGCAGUAUUACAUAACAUUGUCAUUCACUCGUUUAAAAUUGGGCAUGAUGACUUUCAUUGUUAACUAUAAGCUACUUCUACCUUCCACAUUAAAAAUUUGUUGUUUAUUUGAAGGGUUUUCAGGAUUUUCUGUAUUCUUGUCCUUUUUUCUUGUUGUCUGAUACAACUGAUAAGCUGGCUUGAAAUACAAUAAAAAGUUCAUACACAAAA